Molecule: messenger RNA, 156 nt
Organism: Penicillium subrubescens
Lineage: Eukaryota; Fungi; Ascomycota; Eurotiomycetes; Eurotiales; Aspergillaceae
Product: YqaE/Pmp3 family membrane protein
Exons: 2
Coding region: 1-156 (51 amino acids)
Cellular component (GO): membrane
Source: RefSeq, a predicted model, not a curated record
AUGCCUGUCACAGCGUCAGACAUCUGCCUUGGUAUAUUAGCCGUUUUUCUCCCGCCUCUUGCUGUGCUGUUACGAAGAGGAUGUGGAGCAGACUUUUACGUCAACAUCUUGCUCACCUUGUUGGGUGAUAUCCCUGGAAUCAUACAUGCACUGUAA